Messenger RNA from Anguilla rostrata (American eel), 6566 nucleotides. RefSeq names its product sal-like protein 4. Gene Ontology annotation, cellular component: nucleus. The coding region runs from base 92 to 3226 and encodes 1044 amino acids. Gene Ontology annotation, molecular function: RNA polymerase II cis-regulatory region sequence-specific DNA binding; DNA-binding transcription factor activity, RNA polymerase II-specific. The record is from RefSeq and is a predicted model, not a curated record. Gene Ontology annotation, biological process: regulation of transcription by RNA polymerase II. The transcript has 4 exons. NCBI's taxonomy places the organism in Eukaryota, Metazoa, Chordata, Actinopteri, Anguilliformes, Anguillidae.
UACCUUGACAUGCGCAUUUCUGGUAUUUUUCCAACUCGCAGCAUUUGCUGUUAAGAAAUAAACUUAGUGAUGUGUGUCUAAUGGUCGUACCAUGUCGAGGCGUAAGCAAGCGAAACCGCAACAUGUCCACUCUGAGGACCCUGAUUCGGUUAAAAAUGGCUUCCUGCAGGACGACCAGUUAGUGAACGACUGGAGCAAGAUGAAUAGGAGCAGAACGGAGACGUAUGUUUGCGACAAAUGCUGCGCGGAGUUCUUCGACGAGUCGGAAUUCGUCCGGCACCAGAGCGGCUGCGGCCAAGGCAGGCGGGUCCUCAUCGUCAGGGACGACGAUGCGGGGGCGCUCUCGGAGCUGUCGCACGGCUCUGCAGACAGCUGUCCGAGCGACCAGAGCGACAGCCUCUCCGGCGGCGACACGCACUCGAAGGGCAGCGUUUGGGCUGCCCAGAAGACGCGGGAGGCGGAAACGAAUGGCGAGGACAGAUUACAAACAGAGGUUUUCGCCGCCCGGGACACGCCCCGCGCUCCCGACGCCGAGACGGAAGAGCCCCGCGGCGCGUCGGGGGCCGUCGUUCAGCAGUUCCCCGGCGUUAAGCUGCCGCCCAUCCCGGCCGGCCUCAACGCCAUCCCCGCCAUCUUGGAGCAGCUGCUGAGCCUGCAGCACCAGCAGCUCAUGCAGAUCCAGCUGACGGAGCAGAUCCGAGUCCAGGUGGCCAUGAUGGUGUCCGACGGGCUGAGCUCGUUAGCCGGCAUCGGCGCCGCCGUCGACCCCCUGAAGGCCCUGGGCGCCCACCUGUCCCAGCAGCUCUCGGCCGCCGCUGCCAUGAUCGGCAAGAAAGCCGGCGCCCAGAGCCUGUCACUCGAGAGCCUCAAGCACGGAAAGGUGCCUCUCUCCAAAAGCGUCCCCUCUGGGUCGGAUCCGGCAGACCUGGCUCCUAAGGUUUCGUCUCUGUUCCCUCUGAUGCCGGGGGCCUUCGGUUUCCACGGCCCCUUCCCCUCCAACGCGGCCGGCCUGGAACCUUCCAGAAAGGGGAAGAGCGCGCCCCUUAACGUGGGUCUGGACCCAAAAACGGAUCCGGGGGAGCCUAACCUGAAGCGCAAGUGCAUGUACUGCGGGAAGAAGUUUGGGAACGACAGCGGGCUCCAGAUCCACCUGCGGUCCCACACCGGGGAGCGGCCGUACAAGUGCAACAUCUGCGGGAACCGGUUCACCACCAGGGGGAACCUGAAGGUGCACUUCCAGAGGCACAGGGAUAAGUACCCGCACGUCCGGAUGAAUCCCCAUCCGGUCCCCGAGCACCUGGACAACGCGGCCAGCAACGGCAGCGUUCCCUACGGCAUGCCGGCACCCACAGAAGACUCCGGCUUCGCCGGCGGCAGGCCCAUGCUGGGGUUUCUUUCAUCCGGCAGCCGGUUGGCGCCGAUGACUCCUCAGGAUUUCCCGGAGGGCGUGGCGUUCUCCCAAAUGCUGCCUUCCUUCAAAAGCGAAGGUGCCUUCGCCAUGUCGGGCGGACACCCGAGGGCCGACCGGAUCUUCGCGCCCCUGGCGGGCCUCGACGGCCUCCGUCGUCCCGGCGGCAUCGGCUUGUCCGGGGAGCAAGGCUCGGGCACCUCCAAGCUGCAGGAGAUGGUGGACUGCCUGGAGAAGACGGGCAAUCCCAACGAGUGCACCAUCUGCCACCGGGUGCUGAGCUGCGCGAGCUCUCUGAAGAUGCACUACCGCACGCACACGGGCGAGAGGCCCCACAAGUGCAAGACGUGCGGCCGGGCCUUCUCCACCAAGGGCAACCUGAAGGCCCACCAGGCCGUGCACCGGGCCAACGCGCCCCUCCGGACCCAGCACUCCUGCCCCAUCUGCCAGAAGAAGUUCACCAACGCCGUGGUGCUGCAGCAGCACAUCCGCAUGCACAUGGGUGGCCAGAUCCCCAACACCCUCCUGCCGGAUGCUGUGCCGUUCGGGGACCCCCUCGCCGCCGGUCCGUCUCCUCCCGGGGAGGAGAAGGCCGCGGGGGGCGCCAACAGCUUCGGUGAGGAGGGCUCGGAAGAUGACGACCUCGGUUCCCAGAAGGUUCCCGGCGAGCCCAGGGAAGCGCCGUGUCCGCACCCCGCCCCGAAGGAGGAGGGCUCUUCGCCUCCCUCUGAUGCCAUCGCCCUCGACAACCACAUGAAAAGCUUUGCUUCCGCCUUGAAUUUGCAGCUGAAGGCGAGUGUGGCGUCGGAGGUGGGCGGCGUGCUCAACGAGUUGCCCUCCGCACGAGAGGAUUUGCCGAGCCGCAACGACCCAAGUCCCACGGCCAGUGAUUCGGCCUCUUUCCAGUCUAUGUCUCCGGUGCCCAGCCACUUUAAGACUGCGUCUCCCAAUAAUGCCGCCCUAGGAGGCCAUGGUAGGGGAGCGCCGGCCUGGAGUGGCACACUGUGGGAUCCAGACGCCAGCGGCGCUCUGGACCUGACAUCAGCAAGUUUUUUCCCGAAGGCCAUUAAAGAGGAGCCGAGCAUGUCAUUCUCAAAUGGCCCCCCGAAUCUGGCCAGGCUGGAGAUGCACGUCCCCCAGGGGAACCCCUUCGGCACCGACGGCCUGUUCUGCGCCCCGACGCUCGGGUCCGGGACGCCCCUCGGCUCCUUGGCGGCGGCGACACCGCGACGCCCCUCCAAGCAGCACACGUGCGCCACCUGCAGCAAGACCUUCUCCUCCAGCAGCUCGCUGCAGAUCCACGCGCGCACGCACACCGGCGAGAAGCCCUUCGCCUGCACCUUCUGCAACAAGGCCUUCACGACCAAGGGCAACCUCAAGGUACACAUUGGGACUCAUUUGGGGAAUACGUCUGCGAGGCAGGGGCGGCGUCUGUCCUUGGACGCCUCCCACGCCCGAUUGGCGACCGGGGCGGAGUCCAACCCAGCGUCGGAGAUGGUGCCACCCCUGAGUCCUCAGGGGCCUCCCCUCAUUGGUGUGGACUUGUCGAUGCAGAGUCAGUUCGCCGCGGUUUACACUAACGGGCUGGCCAUGAAGACCAACGAGAUCUCCGUCAUUCAGGGGGGUGGGGUCCCCCUGCUUCGAGGGCCUCCCGGCAGCCCCCCGGAGGGCUCCCUGGAGGCUCUCGUGAAAAUGGAGGGGUCCCAGUCCGGCCUCCCUGUGUCGGCGACCAAAAUGGACACGGCCGCGUCGGACGGCAUGCCCCAUUUCCCACAGUUUAUGGAGGAACGUGCACUGUUAGCUGGGGAGCUGAUCUGAACUGUGUCAGGCUGGUCUUCUAACCUGCUGCUGAAGUGGACAGGUUGGGAUGCACGGCAGGGCUGUGAGUCACUCUCUCAAACGGACCAAAGUCGCUCUCCGUUUUGCUGAAUCGCAAGAGCUUUACGGAGGAACCUUGCUUGAAGAAACGAUUUUUUGUGUUCCCUUGCAGUUUCUGAUGAUGAAGUUGAUGAAGGCAGCUGUCCACUCCUUUUCUCCAGAUAUGAAACUGCUCGCCUCGUGUCGGUAUUACUGUUAAACUUGAAUUUAACUACUGUAAAGGCCUUUGUUUGUGUAAUUGUAUGUAUUCAAUAUGCGGGUAACUUACACAAAAAUGCCUUCACGUGUUCAGUCUUUACUUAUGCCAGAAGUUGGAUGUUUUAUCUUUCUUGAAAGACCUUCAAACUGUGCAUUAUCUCUGGGAUUGCAUAUUCGCAUAUUCUCCGUUUCCUGAAUUAGAGGGAUUGACAAAUUAUCGCAGCUAUUAAAUUAAUACCAUGUCAUGUCCCAGUGUUGGAGAUGUUACAACAUAUGCCUCAAAAUCAUUAUUUCAGGGAUUUGUACUCUGUUCGUGUUUGCUCCUGAUAUUAGAUAUAUGUUCUGUUCUUUCAAUACCUUGGUAGCAGUCACUAGUAAACUUCUGUUCUGUUCCUCUAGAGGAAUACAUGCUUCAGGUCGCUGGUGUCACAGCUUCUAUAUUCAAGACCAAACAGUGUUUAGGGAAGUACAAGACACUUUGUCUUGUAUACCUUGCAAUACUAUAUUUUUGUAAAAUGAGUAUUGCUGUAUAUGCUAGAAAGAUUGCACUUGAAAAAACCAAAAAGGAGAAAUAUGGAUGUGUAAUAAAUGUUUUUCUUCUAGUCAAUAUAUAGCUAUUGUUGGCCAGUCCCACCAUAGAAGUUUGUUCAUGUAGUCAGUAGGAAUUCAGUCCUGUGGUUAAAGAAGCCAACCUAAGGAGACCACAAAAGCACAUAAAUAAUGACAUGUAUUAUAAUAAGCACAGUAAUGCAAUCUAUCUGGAGCACAAAUGUAAGCUUAACUCAGAGGAAAUGGGGGGAAAUGAAUGGAGGAAGUCUCUUCUAGGAUAUUGCCAAGUGCCUACUUUGAAACCAAAUCAAGCAUUUUGAAUUCACUGUUUUUUUGAAAACUCUACCUUUGCAUUGAAGGCUUUCAUACAAUUUAUUUUUUAGAGUUUAACCAAAAAAUAAUUGUCCGUUCAGGUUUGUGUGUGUGUGUGUGAGAGAGAUGACACUCAAGGGCUCAUGCACACACUAGAUAACUUUUUGCCUUCUCCAUCCUGUUAAGUAGUGGUUGACAGUGAUUGACAGCUCAUUAUUGCUUGCUCCACCCACUACGUGGUUUGUGAAAUCUGUUGUCGUUACUGUAAGAUGAUUGGAAAGCAGUCAUAACUCCCGUUAGAAUACUCCUGAAUGAAGCCUUUCCCGCACUUUAAUUGAUCUCCCAUUUUGCAUGUGCCACAUUCUUUUAAAAUGCACUUCAGGAUAAAUCGGUGCAUUUUUUAAAUAUCUACUCUGAUCUUAUUUUCAAUUUUCUAGAAGAAAAUAAUAAAUAACCCAGGCGGUUUUUUAGUCAUCAGUAUCGCGCCAAAUAAUUGCUUUUCAGAGACCUGUUUAUAAAUUCUUGGUACAGCCAGCCAUGUUCUCCUAUAAUUGCUUUUAUUUUCUCACAGAAUAACCUGGGUGGAUUUUAUGGCACUGCAGUGUGGACUGAAUUAAGUGCUGAAUUAACUUGCCGUAUACUUGAUUCAGGACUGCCAUCUCUGUAGGUGGUUAAACUGAUCGUUUUGCAGGAAAGAAUAAUACACACAUUCCAUUUAAAGCUUUUCCCAUUUCUUUGUGCUCAAACCCAAGUCCAAAAAUCUUUUGUCUGAAAUGCAGAUUUAGUGACAAAGUGACAAAUUUAGGGAUCACCAAAUUAAUGUACAAAUUCCAUUCACAAUGGGGAAAAAGUGAAGUUAAAGAUCAGGAUCCAUGAUUGAAUCCAAGGCUAGGCUAUUAUUAUUAUUAUGAAUUACGAAGAUUUUUAUACUAACGAUAAUAAGUGGGUGAAGGAAGUUUCAAAUGAACAUGGAAACACACUAUCCCCUAGACCUGAGAAGAUAUACUCCUGCCUGCUCUUUUUUUUUUAUUUAGAACACAAGAAUCAUAUGCUUGAUCUCUCUCUACCUCGCAGGUAUAUUUUUCUGUCCUGCCUUUUUUGUAAUCUAUUUUUAUAAAAGGAAUUCUGUAGGAUUAGAUUGUGAAAUUGUAUUGUGACUUCUAUGGGUGGCUCAUGUGAUAUUUUCACGCUACCUCCUCCCAAUAACCUGCUGAGGGUUCAUAUUGAAUGUAUUGCCAAACUUGCUGCAAGCUGCCAGUCAGAGUAUUGUUCAUGUGUUUAUUUCCCUGUUUUCAGUUGAAGACUUUUGUUACUUAGGGAAAUGAAGAGGGGCUUUAUUUAAUGAUCAGCAUUACUGUAUUUUUUUUCACCUUUUGUUUUAUAUGUGUGUAUAUAUAGGGAUGGUCAAUAAAUGGACUGGGCUCAGAAACAAUGGAGAUGAAUUGCUUUCCAAAUUGUGCUUUUGAACAGUAUGGCAGUACAACGCUAUACCUUUUCAAACUUAACAAUGAUAACCCUUACAUAAUGUUUUAGGAAAGGUCUCUUUAAUGAGAAAGUUGAGUAUUUUUUUACGGUGAUGUACGAUAAAGAGUGUGUGACAAGUUCCUCUAGGUUUGAAAUGACAAAGCACAACGCUAAAAGCUAUCAAUGUGGUUUAUGAUACCGUAGAAAGGCUUCCCCCAUACAAUAAAGCAUAUAUAUGUUAUAAAUAUAUGUGUAUGUAGCAUAUGCCGCUAAGAGACGCUUCCCACCCCCCCUCCGCCCCCCCUUUAGAGACAGAUUUCUUGCAGACUGGAUUUUAUGUCAUGUGAGCGUAGGGUCAUGCGGAGUCUGCCCUCCAGAUUAUGAACCAUGUGCUUCUGAGCUACUGGCCACCAGCUGUGCAAUUGCAGGGGAUACAGCAUUUCCAAAAGGUAGAACAUUUGAGUGAAUGCUCAUGCUGCUAGUGCCGUAACUCUUCAAUGACAAAUCUAUCAAGGAACGAGUUAAUGGUUUGCACUACAACGAAGCUAAAAUGCAGUGUUUUUGUUCUGUAUUAAAUGUCUGUAUUAAAACGUCACUUGCUUUAAUAUCUAUAAAGACACAUUGUUAAAGAACAGUCACAUCCGCCCUUUAAAAAGUCCCUGGGUGUGUGCGACUAGUUUGUUUUCUGAUAACCAAAGAUGACUUCUUAUGCAUGUGGAAUUUAAUUUGAAUGUAAAUAAAUUUGCUGUGACCCCGA